This is a messenger RNA of Adineta steineri, 1071 nucleotides long. Lineage: Eukaryota; Metazoa; Rotifera; Eurotatoria; Adinetida; Adinetidae. The record is from the annotation of a GenBank genome assembly.
AUGACAUUAAAUUACAUAACAGAUUGUUUCUAUGAAAAACGUCUUAAUACAGCUUUACAAGGUUAUAAUGAUUUAAGUGAUCGUUGGAUAUCAGAUUAUGAUUGUUUUGAUCGUUGUUUAAGAACUGAUCAUCAAAAAUGUCGAUCAUUUGAAUAUUGGCAUAAAGAUCAAUCUGGUUUAUGUAUACGUGCAAAUAUUUCAUUAGCUGAUCAUUCAUCUAUAACAGGACAUAGUGCAUUUGUUGAUUAUUAUGAAAUUAAUUGUCGAAAAGAUAUGAAAGCUAUAAGACCAAGUGAAAUUUAUUGUCCAGGUGAUCAAUUGUUUUUAACAGUAAGAUUAAAUGGUUUUAAUUCCAAUAAUAUUUUACUUGGUGAUAAAAAUUGUAAACCAACUUGUAAUAUCUAUCAAAUACGUUCAAUACAACAAACAUCAACUAUACCAACACUUCCAAAUAUUAGACAUACAUUACCAAUGCUUCCUAGUCAUGGUCAAAUGUAUCAUGAUGAUCAAAAGAAUACUUCACCUUAUAGAAUUAAUAUUAAAUGGACAUUAUCUACUCAUUCAUAUUAUUGUCCUGAAAGUUGUUUAGUAUCACUUUAUUCUCUUAUUAAUGUAACACUUGUUGAUUUAUCAUUAUUAACAACAAGAUAUUCGAUUGAUUCAUGUGAUUUACGAGCAAUAUCUCCCUAUACAAAUUAUGUUCAAUCGAAACAAUUGAUUUCUCAAGGUUGUUCAAUUGAUCCAUCUGUGAUUUAUGCUCCUAUUCAAACUUCUCAGUUAUCGAUAUUUUAUUUUUCAUUUCAUCUUUAUCAUAUCCUUAAAGAACCAAUUCCAUUUCAAAUUCAUUGUAAAGUUUUCAUUAAUCAUGAAAAAUUAAAAUCACAUCAUCAUAUUGAUUGUGCGUCAUUGCUAUCUAAUGAUAAUAAUCGUUCAUCAAUAAUUAAAAAUGAUAAAAAAGAUUAUGCGUAUACAUUAUUUCGUUCAGCAUCUGUAUUUGUAACAAGACAUUUAGAAUUAAUACAAAAUGAACAACCAGUUAUUCAACAUCAACAAAGUAAUUAUUAUUAUUAG